Molecule: messenger RNA, 29069 nt
Organism: Pocillopora verrucosa
Lineage: Eukaryota; Metazoa; Cnidaria; Anthozoa; Scleractinia; Pocilloporidae
Product: MAM and LDL-receptor class A domain-containing protein 2
Cellular component (GO): membrane
Molecular function (GO): protein binding
Source: RefSeq, a predicted model, not a curated record
UCUAAGGAAGGGAUUGAAAUAUCCCUCAUCUCCUGCUGCUGACACAAGAAAUCCUUCAUGUGGUUCAUGUAGCACAGUCAAAUAAGACUUGUGGACAUCACGAAGGUCUGGAAUCUUGAGCGUUUUGAUUUGUUAGAAAAAGCUGCAAUUCUUUGAGGAAGUUGAGGAUUAUCGGCGAACAUCCUAGAGCUCUCCAAAAAUGCAACGAGCUACUCUGCUCGUGGUCAUUGUGUUGUGCGUAUCAGGAACCUCUGCACAAAAUUGUGACUUUGAGUCCAGUGUUUGCAAUUAUAAACAGGAUAAGACUGAUAACUUUGAUUGGAGGUGGUAUCAUGGUGCUACAGAUACCAAAAGCACAGGACCUGCCAAAGAUCAUACACCAAAAUCCAAUAAAGUAAAAACUAUUGGUGGUAACUCCAAUGGUGCAGAUUGUGUGUUUCCAUUCAGAUAUCUUACCAGAAAUUAUAGCCAAUGUACAGCCGUAGCUCACUCUCUCCUUUGGUGUGCUACCACAAGUGAUUAUAGCAAAGAUGGUAAAUGGGGAAAUUGUGUCCCGGAUGGUGUUUAUUCAUUGGGCUGCUAUCUAACAUACAAUGGAAACCAUAUCUUUAGAGUAACCUUACCUGGUACAGUCAGGGGAACAAAUGUUAUCCAACAGUGCAUUACUGAAGCAAAGACAUUUAAAAAAAAUAAUAAAAAAAACCUUCAAGGCAUUGGUAUCAGGAAUUAUGGUUCUUAUUACCGUUGCUACGCGGAUGAAGAGGCUGAUCUGCGAUACAAUAAACAUGGACCUUCUCUUAACUGUGGAUCACAAGGUCUUGGUACUCAGAACACCAAUACAACAUCUGUGUUCUUGUUUACAGGUCGAUAUAUGUAUGUUGAGGUGAAUGGAAAGCAGAAUGGAGAUAUUGCCCGCAUCUCAAGCCCAUUGGUUUCUGUGUCCCAAAAAACCACUAAGUGCUUGAAGUUUUGGUAUCACAUGUAUGGGCCUCACAUAGCAUCACUUAAUGUGUAUGCUAACACAACAUCUUUGGGAUUUCCUAUCUGGUCAAAGAAUGGUACACAAGGAAACAAGUGGAAGCUGGCCAAAGUUGAUGUUGUAAUGAGCCAGUCUUAUUCUCUGGUUUUUGAAGGAACAGCAGAAGGGAAUGAUAAAGGAGACAUUGCUUUGGAUGACAUUCAGUUGGCAACUGGAUCAUGUGAUUACUCUGGUGACCCAUGUAACUUUCAAGAUGAUAGCUGUAGCUUUACUCAGGACAACACAGAUAACUUUGACUGGAUACGAACUAAGGGUUCCACACCCACUCCAGGAACAGGACCAACUGUUGACCACUCAUAUGGAUCUAGUUUGGGUUAUUAUAUGUUACUUGAAGCUUCAGGACAGAACAAUGGUGAUAAAGCCAGGAUCAUGAGAACAUACAAGAAGGCUACAGUCACAGAAAGUUGCUUUCAGUUUUGGUACAUGAUGUAUGGUUCAAGCCUUGGUACACUCAAUGUCUAUCAGAAAGUUGGAAAUAGUCUUGGAAAUGCAAUUUGGACUGUCUCAGGUGACCAGGGUGUUCAGAGGACUUGGCUAAAAGGACGUGUCACACUCAACAGUACAGCCCAAUUUACUGUUGUUUUUGAAGGAGUAAGAGGAAAUGGUGCCAAAAGUGACAUUGCUAUUGAUGAUAUUUCCAUGUCUUCAGGCCACUGUCCAAAUCCUGGGGACUGCAAUUUCCAGAAUGACUUCUGUACUUGGAGUAACAUGGCUGGUGAUGAUUUUAAUUGGAUCAGGGGAUCAGGACAAACACCAAGUUUCUUUACAGGUCCUGAUACAGAUCGCCUGGGUUCUUCUCAAGGUGCCUACGCCUUCAUUGAGACAUCAAGUCCUAGAAAACAAGGUGACAAAGCAAGAUUAGUCAGUACACAAUUUAAUGGAACGGCCUCCAAGAACUGCUUUACUUUCUGGUAUCACAUGUAUGGUUCAAGCAUUGGCACCCUCAAUCUUUACCAAGUAGUUGGUAAUACUGAAACACUCAUCUGGACCCUCUCAGGAAAUAAAGGAAGACAAUGGUUUAAUGGACAAGUGCCAGUUGGAAAUCAAGCUAAAUAUAAGAUCAUUGCUGAAGGUAUCAGGGGAACUAGUUAUCAAGGAGAUAUAGCCAUUGAUGACUUUAGGUUCCUUCCAGGAAUCAAUUGUCAACUGAGUCCAACAGCGGCUGCUCCGAACUAUGUUACCACUGCAGCUCCAACAACUUCAUCAGCCACAACAACGCCUAUUCCAAAUGGUGGCAUAAACUGUGACUUUGAAUCAGACAUUUGUACCUGGACACAAGACAAAACAGACCAGUUUGACUGGACAAGGAGGGCGGGCUCUACCACAUCAUCAUCAACAGGCCCCUCUGCUGACCAUACAAAAGGAAAUGGUAAUGGCUGGUAUGUGUACAUUGAAACAUCUUGGCCAAGAAAGAUGAAUGAUACAGCAAGGCUUAUUAGUAGUUCUAUUCCAGGAACUACUGCUAGCAAAGGAAAGUGCUUGUCAUUUUGGUAUCACAUGUAUGGAGCAGACAUCAAUACCCUUAGUGUUUAUGUCAGGACAGGUGCCCAUGAUUCAAUGUUGUGGUCUAAGACAGGAACACGGGGAGACAAAUGGAUUCAAGGCCGAGCAACUGUGACCAGUAGAGAUCAUUUUAAGAUUGUAAUGUCUGCUUCAGUUGGCAAAAGUUACCAAGGAGACAUUGCUUUGGAUGAUAUUUCUAUGACAGAUGGACCUUGCAACCAUGACUCAACAACCUGCACAUUUGAAGAAAGUCACAUGUGUGGUUACCAACAGGAUACAACGGAUGAUUUUGAUUGGGCUCGUGGCAGUGGAGCAACAGUUACCCCCAACACUGGGCCUGCUGCUGAUCACACAUUAGGAUCAGCUUCAGGGUUUUACAUGUAUAUCGACAGUUCAAUUGCUCAAAGUGGGAAAAAGGCUAGAUUACUGACUCCUCAGAUGCCCAAAGUUAGUGCCAAAUGUCUGAAGUUCUGGUAUCACAUGUAUGGAUCAACGGUAGGGACUCUGGCAGUGUAUAAGAAAACAGGUUCUUCAGUGGGUAUUCGCAUCUGGAGACGCUCUGGGGAUCAAGAUGAUGAGUGGCUUGUUGCACAAGUUAGUGUGUGGAGUCCUGUAAAACCAUUUUGGCUUUCAUUUGAAGGUCAGGUGGCUGGCAGCACAGGAGAUAUUGCCAUUGAUGAUGUUGAAAUAUUUGCGGGCAAGUGCCCAACACCUGGAAAUUGUGACUUUGAGAAGGGAACAUGCACCUGGAGAAACACCCGUAAGGGAGAUGACUUUGAUUGGUUACAAGGCAAAGGUAAUACACUGUCAUCUACCACUGGGCCAUCUAAUGAUCACACCACUAACUCUGCCAACGGAACCUACAUGUUUAUUGAAGCUUCAUCACCAAGAAAAACUGGCGACAAGGCAAGAUUUUUCAGCGAGACAUUAAGUGCUGUUCCUGCCAAAGGAACAUGCCUUCAGUUUUGGUACCACAUGUAUGGUCUUGAUAUUGGAACCCUUAAUGUGGUGCAAAAGACAACAUCUGGAAGCAAGUCUGAAAACAUUCUGUGGACUUUGCAAGGUCAGCAGGGUAGUAAGUGGUUAAAUGGAAAAGUGUCCCUCAGCAAGGUUCCAAGCUCUGACUUCUGGAUCAUCUUCGAAGGAAUACGUGGUACUGGUUACCGUGGAGAUAUUGCCAUUGAUGAUAUUCUCAUAACAAGUGGAGAUUGUACCACAUUCCCAGCUAAUGCAGAUCCUAACCCUGUAACAACUUCAAUGCCCACAGCUACCACCCAGUUCACCCUGCCACCCACCAUUGCGCCUUCAUUGUACAACUGCGACUUUGAAAGUGGCUUUUGUAACUACACCCAAGAGCACAUAACAGACAUCUUUAACUGGACACGACAUCAAGGUGGCACAUAUUCUGGAGGGACUGGCCCAACGGCAGAUCACACCAAACAACAAGGAGUAGUAGGACCCAAUGGUCCAGGGUCUCUUCAACACAAGUUAUCUGCAAAGUGUAUACAUGUCUAUUUGGGUGGGUUUCGUAAACCAACCCCAGGCACUGUUAUAGUGACUUAUGAUGGAUGUGGAGAGAGUCGCUUGGAGUUUCAGCUAACAUCUGAUGGUUAUAUUAAAUAUACCAAGUACAAUAUGUGUCUGCGACGAAGAGGGGGAUCUGGUGUCAAUGCUGAUGAUGUUGUGUUAGAUGACAAGUGCAGUGAAAAGUGGAAAUUCACCUCCAAAGGUUCAAUACAGCAUCUACCAACAAGCAAAUGUUGGACUCCAUAUGGUGGUAAGGCAGUAAAUGAUGGCAAGCUUCUCCUCAAUACAACUUGUGAUAACAAGGAUCAGCAGUUCAGGUGGCAACCAACACGUGGAUGGUAUGUUUACAUAGAGGGAUCAUUCCCGAGGAAGCCUAGUGACACUGCAAGAAUUCAUUCUCCUUAUGUCAAUACUAACCCUUCACAGACCAAGUGUCUUUCCUUUUGGUAUCAUAUGUAUGGACCUCACAUAGGGCAACUUAACAUCUACCGCUAUGCUGGUGGCCAGCUUAACUCCCCUGUCUGGUCCAAAUCUGGCUCCCAUGGCAACAAAUGGUUGAAUGGUCAGGUAGAGCUAACAAAUAACAAUCCUUACAAAAUUGUGUUUGAGGGUGUGCGUGGUUCAAGUUACCAAAGUGAUAUUGCUCUGGAUGACAUUCAGCUCAGCAAUGGCCAGUGUACUCCAACUAUGGACUGUGACUUUGAAAGUCCAGUAUCCCAGCUGAGAUUGUGUGGUUGGAAGCAAUAUCCUGGGGCUAAUAUCAACUGGCGUCUUGGUCAAGGCAACACAUCAUCAAUCAACACAGGACCAGCAAGUGAUCACACCCUUAGGGAUGGCAGAGGACAUUACCUUUUCAUUGAGACAUCAUUUGUUGCCCCUAACUCCAAAGCCUGGUUGAUAGGUCCAAAGAUUAACCCACAGAGUGGAAAGUGUUUUCAGUUCUGGUACCAUAUGUAUGGGAGCAGUAUUGGUCAACUUAAUGUUUACCUCAUGACAUCAAAAACAGUUCCAUCUAUUCCUGCUUGGUCACGACAGAGAGAUCAAGGGAACUUGUGGUAUAUUGCUCAAGUAUCCAUCACAAUCCCUAACUAUGUUAAUGUGUUAUUUGAGGGUGUACGUGGCACAAGCUACACUGGAGACAUAGCAAUUGAUGACUUUAAGCUCAUGGAUGGACCUUGUAAUCAGGCAGGGUAUUGUGACUUUGAGAAAGAUGACUGGUGUACAUGGACAAAUGACAAGAGAGAGGACAACUUUGAUUGGUUAGUUGGUAGUGGCAGCACACCAUCAGCCUUUACUGGGCCUGCUGUUGAUCAUACGACAGGACAUGGUAUUGGAAAAUACAUGUUUAUGGAGGCAUCUGCACCAACCAGACCAGGAGAUAAGGCCAGACUGUACAGUGAACGCUUCCAACCAACAGGUGGCUCUUGCAUUAAGUUUUGGUAUCACAUGUAUGGUCCUUCAGUAGGUACCCUAAAUGUUUUAGUCAAGACUGGUGCAGGCAAUCGGUCUGAGGAUAUUGUGUGGACACUUUCCGGCAACCAAUUAGAUCAAUGGAAAUUUGGGCAGGCCCCUGUUGUGAGUGCGCAAAGUGGAUAUCAGGUUGUAUUUGAGGCCAUCAGAGGAAGUGACUAUCGAGGGGAUAUAGCAAUUGAUGACAUCGCAUUUACAGUUGGAGCCUGUACUGUUUUGCCACACAAUGCUAAACCGACACCUCCACCAACUCUGCCAGCUACAACUGGGCCUACAACAAUUCCACCCAAGGGGAAAUUUGACUGUGACUUUGAAGGUGGCUUUUGUCUUUGGACACAAGAUUCAACUGACAGUUUCAACUGGACCAGGCAUCGCGGACCAACAUCAUCAACAGACACUGGGCCAACCACUGAUCACACUCUUAAAACAGGAAAUGGUACCUAUGCCUAUGCUGAAGCCUCAUAUCCCAGGCAACUGAAUGACACAGCUCGACUGAUCAGUCCCACACUUCAAAGUAACACAAGACCUGGAACAUGCAUCUCUUUCUGGUAUCACAUGUACGGUGCUGACAUUAACUCCCUGAAUGUGUACACGAAGGUUGGAGGAUCUCUUGGCACAGCCAUUUGGCAAAAGAAAGGAAAUCAAGCAAAUGUAUGGAAAUAUGGCCAAGUCUUUGUCAGGCAGCCUCUAAACUACCAGGUUGUUUUUGAAGCAGUGCGAGGAAAGAAUUACUUGGGUGACAUUUCAUUGGAUGAUAUUGCUGUCAAAGAUGGCUUCUGUCCACCUCUGAAAGAAUGUGCAUUCGAAGAAACUGGCUUAUGUGGAUGGUCAGAUGAAAAGAGUGUUGAUAACUUUGACUGGACAAGGCAGAGUGGUUCCACAUCCAGCUCUGGAACAGGUCCAACUUUUGACCACACUUUUGGGACAGCAAAGGGAUUCUACAUGUUUAUUGAAACCUCCUUUCCAAGAAAAACAGGGGACAAGGCACAGCUGUUAAGCCCCAGAUACGGUGCGACAAACGGAAAAUGCUUGCAGUUUUGGUACCAUAUGUAUGGACGUAGCAUUGGAACAUUAAAUGUCCGUAUUAGACGUUUGGUUCAAGGUCAACCCACCUACUUUCUACAGUGGUCCAGAUCAGGUGACCAUGGAAACCGCUGGAGGGUUGCGCAGGUAACUGUAUCAUCUGUAAGUGAUUACCAAAUAGUAUUUGAAGGAGUAGCAGGAAGCAGUUAUCAGGGUGACAUUGCCAUUGAUGAUGUAAUUUUACUGGACAAUGCUUGCCCACCCCCUGGUGAUUGUAAUUUUGAGACUGGCAUGUGUACCUGGGUUAAUGUGGCACAAAAGGAUGAUUUUGAUUGGGUGCGGUAUAAUGGUGAAACAAGUAGCUUGGGCACUGGUCCUUCUACUGAUCACACAACAAAGACAAAAGGAGGGUACUAUAUGUAUAUCGAAACAUCAAGUCCACGUCUGCUUAAUCACAAGGCCAGGAUGGAGUCUGAAGAAUUCCAACCAACAGGUGCAUCAGGACGUUGCUUGAAGUUCUGGUAUCAUAUGUAUGGGGCUUCUAUUGGAUCACUUAAUGUCUGGAUCAGCAGCAAUGGUUCAUCUGGUCAGAUAUGGACUCUUACUGGUAAUAAAGGUGACAAGUGGCAAUUUGCUCAAGCUCCCGUCAGCAGUAAAAGUGUCUAUCAGGUUAUCUUUGAAGGUGUCAGGGGCCAAGGUCAUCAAGGUGACAUUGCUAUCGAUGAUGUCCAGUUUACAGUUGGCUGGUGUGUUGUCCUGCCUCCUGGUGCAAGGCCAUUAAACCCCUGGACAACCCCAGCAGUGACCACCUCACCACCUAUCACAGCCCCAACAUCAGCACCUUCCAUCUAUGACUGUACAUUUGAGAACAAUACGUGCACAUGGACUCAAGCAUUGGAUGACACUUUCAAUUGGACAAGGCAUCAAGGGAGUACACUAUCUCGGUUCACUGGACCAUCUACAGAUCACACCACAGGGGGUGCUACUGGAUUUUACAUGUACAUUGAGACUUCAUUUCCACGAAAGCCCAAUGACACAGCACGCUUUGAGAGUGCAAUGGUCCCUGCCACACAACAAAAGUGCUUGCAGUUCUGGUAUCACAUGUAUGGCCCUCAUGUUGACACUCUUAAUGUGUAUACAAAAGUAAACCAGCAACUCGGGUCACCUGUGUGGACAAGAAGUGGCACCCAGGGAAACAAAUGGAAACAUGCUACUCUUUCUUUGACUGUGUCAUCUAAAUUUAAGGUUGUUUUUGAGGGUCGCAGAGGUUCCAGCUGGGCUGGUGACAUUGCUCUAGAUGACAUAUCCAUGCAAGAUGGACAGUGUCCACCGCAGACUCAGUGUUCUUUUGAAGAUCAAAAGCUCUGUGGAUGGAAGAAUAUUCAUGGUGACAACUUUGACUGGACACGAGCCAAUGGCUUCACAGCCAGUUUAGGAACGGGUCCAUCACUUGACCACACCACAGGAACAGCUAAUGGUUACUAUUUGUACAUCGAGACCUCUUCACCUCGCUCAAAGGGGCAUAAGGCUUGGCUUGUGAGUCCACAAUUUAAAUCAACCAAUGGAAGAUGUCUCCAGUUCUGGUACCACAUGUAUGGCUCAACCAUUGGAACCCUAAAUGUUCUUCUACUACAAAACAAAACUCGCUCUUCUCCAAUCUGGAGCCUGUCUUCAAACCAAGGUGACAUCUGGAGAGUUGCCCAAGUCACACUCAACAGUGCUGUUGACUUUAGUGUAAUAUUUGAAGGCAUCACAGGCACAAGCUAUACUGGUGACAUUGCUAUUGAUGAUGUGGAGAUCAUGGAUGGUGCCUGUCCCUUACCUGGUGACUGUGACUUCGAGAAAGGUAUGUGCACAUGGGUUAACUCGCGAAAUGUCUUAGAGGAUGAAUUUGAUUGGACGCGGGGAAGUGGUGGAACACCAAGUCAAUUUACAGGACCAAAGAUUGAUCACACAACGGGCUCAGCAAAAGGAAACUACCUGUUCAUAGAGACCUCACUCCCCAGAAGACGUGGAGAUCGUGCAAGGCUGGAAAGUGAAGUUUUCCCUGCAACUCCUAGCAAUGGCAGAUGCAUGCAGUUUUGGUAUCAUAUGAAUGGAAGCCAUAUUGGCACCUUGAAUGUGUACAUGAGAGUGUAUGGGCAGUCAGAGACAAAGUUAUGGUCACUCUCUGGUGAUCAAGGGACUGCGUGGAAAGCUGCUCGACUGCAAAUUCUAAGUGGUGGUCGCCAUUAUCAGAUCAUCUUUGAAGGCAUUCGUGGAGUUGAUUAUCAAGGUGACAUAGCGAUCGAUGACAUAACAUUUACUACAACUGUUGGUAAAUGUAUAACAAGUCCGGUCAGUGCAGUUCCAUUUGAUUGUAACUUUGAAAAUGGAAUAUGCUCUUGGAGCCAGUCUAUCACAGAUCGCUUCGAUUGGACAAGACAUAGGGGUUCAACAGGCAGUGUUCUGACAGGGCCCAGCAUCGACCAUACAACAGGCACACGUCAGGGCUGGUACGUCUACAUUGAAACAUCUUUUCCGAGGCAAGUUAAUGAUACUGCUCGCAUCCUUAGUCCAACAAUUAAAGCAGAUGGGUCCCAAAAAUCAAUUCACUGUGUGUCCUUCUGGUAUCAUAUGUAUGGACCUCAUGUGGACACGUUACGACUGUACCAGAAGGUUGGUUCUACCCUGGGGAAACCCAAGUGGGUAAGACAAGGAGAUCAAGGAAAUCAGUGGAUACAGGGAGAGUACACAGUAGAACACACCAAAGAUGUACAAAUUGUUUUCGAAGCAGUUCGAGGAGUAAGUUACCGUGGAGAUAUUGCGCUUGAUGAUAUUUCACUGAAAGAUGGCAGCUGUCCCUCAUCAGGAAUGUGCAGUUUUGAAGCAGCUGACAUCUGCGGGUAUCAAAACAGCUAUGACACCACGGACAAAUUUAACUGGCUCCGAAGCAAUGGUCCAACUACUAGUAUUGGCACUGGGCCAGUGGCAGAUCACACCUAUGGGACUGUGUAUGGCCAUUACAUGUACACUGAGGUUUCUCCCUUAAACUUAAAUGCGGGUGACACAGCUCACCUGCGAAGCCCAAGAUAUCCAGCCACACAGGGUUCAUGCCUUCAGUUCUGGUAUCACAUGUAUGGCCGCACCAUUGGAACAUUGAAUGUAUAUGUCGAGACCUUCUCUAUAUUCAAGUCUAAAGUAUGGAGCAAAACAGGCAAUGACAGUAAUAUCUGGAAUGUAGCACAAGUAAACAUCAAGAGUCGUAUUGGAUAUCAGAUUGUUUUUGAAGGAGUAAAGGGAGCAAGCUAUACUGGAGAUAUAGCCAUUGAUGAUGUCAAAAUAAUGAAUGGCAGCUGUCCAUCACCUGGAGAUUGCUCGUUUGACGAUGGUAUGUGCACUUGGACUAACGCCCGAACUGGGGAUACAUUUGACUGGAUUGUAGGAGGUGGAAGAACACCAAGCUUUCUGACAGGACCUUCCAAAGACCACACAACAGGCUCUGGCCAGUAUAUGUUUAUUGAGACCUCAUCCCCGAGAGUGCCUGGUGACAAGGCAUAUCUCCUCAGUGAACCUUUUGACCCGACCUCCAGUAGUGGUAGAUGUCUACAGUUUUGGCAUCACAUGAAAGGAGCCUCAAUUGGCACCUUGAAUGUCUACAUAUACACCGGCAACUUCUCAACAAUGUCUCUGCUGUGGCAGAGAAUAGGAAAUAAGGGCGAUAACUGGUUGCUUGGACAAACGCCCAUAAGAAGCAGCGUCAAGUAUCAGGUUCUGUUUGAAGGUAUCCGUGGAAAUAGUUAUACCGGUGACAUAGCACUGGAUGACGUAAGCUUCACGGUUGGCGCGGCCAACUGCAGGUUGCAGCCUUAUGAUGCACUGCCUGUUAACAUGACAACUGCAGCUCCUCCUGUCACCACAUCUCCGUCUAUUACCCCAACCACAAUAGGUAAUCAAGGAAAUGACUGCAAUUUCGAAGUUGGGAUAUGCUCUUGGACUUUUGACUCCAAUGGAAAAUUUAACUGGACCCGUCACCAGGGCUCCACAGCAUCUUCUGGUACUGGACCCAAAUAUGAUCACACUUUAGGAAAUACGGGACAAGGCUACUAUAUGUACAUCGAGACAUCAUCUCCUCGCCAACCAAACGACACGGCUGGAUUGGUUAGUCCAAUUAUUCCGACGUCAGGACCAACUGCUUGUGUGCUGUUCUGGUACCAUAUGUUUGGGCCUCACAUUGCUUCUCUUAACGUCUACGUGAAGGAUGGAAACAAUCCAAAAACUCUCACGUGGCAAAAAGUUGGCUCUCAGGCUGAUGAAUGGAAACAAGGACUUGUGCAAUUCAACACAAAUCAACGUUCCUACCAGGUUACUUUUGAGGGAGUACGUGGCUCUAGUUACCAAGGGGACAUCUCGUUGGAUGACAUUUCUUUCCAAAACAACAAUUGUCCAGCAGCAAGUGAGUGUACCUUUGAGGCCUUUGUGGGAUCAUUAUCACAUACUUGCGGCUGGACGCAAGAUACCACUGAUGACUUUCAAUGGACCCGUGCAAGUGGUUCCACUGCUAGUUACCAGACCGGGCCAGCAUUUGACCACACCUAUGGAACCAAACAGGGGUAUUACAUGUACAUCGAGACAUCUUCUCCAAGGAAACAGGGUGACAAAGCAAGGCUUAUUAGCCCCACUUACCCUGCUGUUAAGGGAGGCCAGUGCUUCCAAUUCUGGUACCACAUGUAUGGCCAAGACAUUGGCACACUUAAUGUGUACGUGAAGUCACCAUCGGGUAAACCUGGCGUGCCAGUGUGGCUUAGGUCGGGUGAUCGUGGAAAUAUCUGGAAGAUUGCUCAGGUUGCAGUCACUUCAAGCUCUAAUUUCCAGAUUGUGGUAGAGGGUGUAGCAGGCAAGAGCUACCAGGGGGAUAUUGCUGUUGACGAUAUGAAGUUAAUCAAGAGCCCUUGUCCAUUACCAGGUGACUGUGAUUUUGAAAGUGGAAUGUGCACCUAUACUAACACCCCGACUGAAGAUCAGUUUGACUGGCUGAGAAAUGCAGGAGCAACUCCAAGCUGGAGGACGGGCCCAAAGGUGGAUCAUACUCUGGGGACUAGUUUAGGUCAUUACAUGUACAUAGAAACAUCAUCACCUCGUAGGCAAGGCGACAAGGCUCGUCUUGUCAGUGAGGACUUCUCACCAGUCACAAUCCAUGGAAGAUGUGUGAAGUUCUGGUAUCAUAUGUAUGGUGCUUCAAUUGGCACGCUUAGAAUUCUGGAGAAAACUGGUCCAGGAAACAAAUCAGAAAGUGUCAUUUGGGAGCUCAGUGGAAACUUUGGUGACCAGUGGUACAGUGGACAGGCCCCUAUUACAAGUGGUUCUCCUUACCAGGUGGUCUUUGAGGCUGUGAGAGGAAGCAGCAUCAGUGGUGACAUCGCAAUCGAUGACAUCACAUUCUCUACAUCAAAAUGCUCUGUUGUGCCUUCCUUGGCGGUGCCCCCCACUCCACCACCCACCAAACCCCCUCCCAUCAUCAACAACUGUACUUUUGAAGGAGGGUUCUGCUCCUGGAAAAACCUGAAUGGAGAUGAUUUCGAUUGGACAAGGAGCAGGGGAUCAACGGCUUCGUGGAGCACAGGACCGACUGUUGAUCACACGAAAGGAACUUCUCAAGGUUACUAUGUUUACAUCGAGACAUCCUCUCCGCGUCGUCAGAACGACAAGGCACAGCUCCAAAGUGGCUUGAUACAGCCAACCACGGUCACCUCAGGACGAUGCCUGAAGUUUUGGUUCCAUAUGUGGGGUCAACACGUGGACACCCUUAAUGUCUACCGUAAAGAUAGCUCUUCACAAGUCAGAAUUUGGACUCGAAGAGGAACACAAGGUAACAAGUGGAGAUAUGCCCAAGUGAACCUGAUAAGCAACCAGCCGUUCUAUGUCAUUUUCGAAGGGGUUCGUGGUAGUAGUUACAUGGGAGACAUCGCCCUCGAUGAUUUGGAUGUUGCAGAUGGGCCUUGUCCACCUCCAAAGGCUUGUGACUUUGAAACUGACAUGUGCUUGUGGAAAAAUACAGUGGGCGAUAAAUUUAAUUGGCAGCGUGACAGUGGGGGGACACCGUCCUUGGGGACAGGACCUUCGUCCGAUCAUACCACUGGAACGAGCAAUGGUUACUACAUGUAUAUCGAGACAUCCUCCCCUCGCCAACAAGGCGACGUCGCAUGGCUCAUCAGUCCCAAGUACACAGGAGCACAGAAUGGCAAAUGCUUGAAUUUCUGGUACCAUAUGGCUGGGCCUCAUAUUGGCCAACUGAAUGUGUAUGUCAAAACAUUUGGCUCCCCGUCGAAGGGUUCAAAGGUUUGGAAUGAGACUGGUGACCAGGGUAAUUUCUGGCUGCAUGCCAGAGCACCUGUUAAGAUCAGUGGAGAUUUCCAGAUUUUGUUUGAAGGAAUCAGAGGCCAGAGUUAUAAGGGCGAUAUUGCAAUUGAUGACUUAAGCAUUGAUGACAGCCCCUGUCCACCAGAAGGAAGUUGUGACUUUGAGAAAAAGAGUUUCUGUGCAUGGCUCAAUGUACCUAAUGGUAAUAGGUCUUCGGGUCUGGAUGAUUUUGAUUGGACUCUGGGAAGUGGCAGCACACCGAGUUACCAAACGGGACCGUCGAGUGAUCACACGACUGGAUCCGCCGUCGGAACUUACGCUUUUAUUGAAACAUCAAGUCCUCGAAAGUCAGGUGAAAUAGCCAGAUUGAGAAGUAAAAUGUUCGCUUCCACUACUGGAAAGUGCAUGUCAUGGUGGUUCCACAUGUAUGGUGCAACCGUUGCCAACCUUAAUAUCUACAUGAAACAAGUUGGCAAGCCAGAGAGUUUGGUUUGGAACCUCAACGGCUCACAGGGCAAUGUCUGGCGCAAAGCAGAGGUGACAGUAACCAGCAGGACAAGCUAUCAGAUAAUUUUUGAAGGUGUAAGGGGAAAAGACUACCAAAGCGACAUCGCCAUAGACGACAUUUUGUUCAACGCUGGCUACUGUAUAGGACUGUGUUCUUCUGUCAAUUCUCAGCAGCGAGUAGACUGUGGCUAUGUUGGUAUCACCAAGGCAACCUGUGUGGGUCUGCGAAGAUGUUGUUGGGACGAUUCUGUUCCGAACGUUCCGUACUGCUUUUAUCAUCCCAGUGCAUGCAAGAGUGUCAAGCCGGCGACGAGGCAAGACUGUGGCUACGUUGGAAUCUCGUCAACUCAGUGCCAGUCUCGCGGUUGCUGCUGGGAUAGCUCUGUUCCGAACGUUCCCUGGUGCUUCCACGGACCCAGCAGGCCAACACCUUUCCCCACCACCCCAGCCCCACCCACAACGCUGCCACCAUCCAAAUGGGACUGCAAUUUCGAGCAAGACUUCUGCAACUGGAACAACUCUAAGGAGGACGACUUCAACUGGUGGAGACAGUCCGGUGGUUCACCUUCUAUUGGAACCGGUCCAACAGCGGAUCACACAACCGGAAGUCAAAAAGGUUACUAUGUGUAUAUAGAAACAUCGUGGCAAAGGCAGAACGACACAGCUAUUCUCGAGAGUGCAAUGGUUCCUGCAACAAUCGGCAAACUUAACAACAUGGUUUGCUUACAGUUUUGGUAUCACAUGCAUGGGCAGCAUGUAGAUACAUUGAACUUAUAUAUAAAACGAGGACAACAAAUUCCUGCUCAACCAGUGUGGACCAAAAAUGGCACCCAGGGGAACAGUUGGAAACUGGGCCAAGUAGCUGUGAAGAGCAGUACACCAUUCCAGUUUGCUUUUGAAGGGAAACGUGGUGAAAGCUACCAAGGCGAUAUAGCUUUGGAUGAUCUUCGUGUUUUGGAUGGUUCUUGCCCUCUCCUGCCCUUAUGUGACUUUGAGGAUCCUAAGAUCUGUGGCUUCACCCAAGACCAAGGAGACAUCUUUGAUUGGACGAAAGGAAGUGGUAACACGACCUCAGUCAGAACCGGGCCAUCAUUUGAUCAUACUUCCGGCACUGCAUUCGGUAGCUACAUGUACAUCGAGACGUCAUCACCUCGCAAACCUGGAGACUACGCCCGCCUGGAAUCUCCUACUUAUAGCGUAACAGAUGGUAAUGGAAAGUGUUUGGUAUUCUGGUACCAUAUGUAUGGAAGUGGAAUUGGUAGACUUAAUGUGUACAUCAAACGUGGCAACUCCCUUGGGUCGAGAGUUUGGACGGCAUCUGGCAAUCAUGGGAAUAGAUGGCUAAGAGGAAUGAUAACAGUACAAAGUCCAAACACUCAGUGGAAGGCUGUGUUCGAAGGCAUCAGAGGGCGUGGUUAUCGAGGAGACAUUGCUAUUGACGACACCAAUGUCAAAAGUGGCCCCUGCCCACCACCCGGUUCGUGUGAUUUCGAAAAAGGUUUAUGCGCGUAUCAGAAUGACUUGGUGGAUGACGUUUUUGAUUGGGAGAGAAACUCCGGCCACACUGGAAGCAUUGGAACUGGACCAUCUGUUGAUCACACAACUAAUUCUGUUAAUGGUCACUACAUGUACAUCGAAACGUCUUCACCACGAGUGAAAGGAGAGACCGCCAGGCUCGUCUCAGAUCGAUUUAAAAUCGCGGACGGCCAUAACUGGUGCUUGAAGUUCUGGUACCACAUGUAUGGUAACAGUGUCGGGGCUCUUAAAGUGAAGCUGAAAAUGUAUCCAUUUAACCCCAGUAAGCCCUACUACAACACUAAAUGGACUGAUCAGUACAACCACGGGGAUAGUUGGUUGUUUCAACAAUUACAGCUUAACAGUGCCGAUGACUUUGAGGUUGUAUUUGAAGCUUCAGUUGGUGCCUCCUACGACGCUGAUAUUGCCAUUGAUGAUAUUGACGUGACAAAGGGGUACUGUCCAAGUCCAACUCCUACUCCCACACCCAACGCAUGCGCUGUGAAGUGCAAGUCUGGCAAAUGCGUCAGUUCAACCAAUGUGUGCGACUUUAUCAAUGACUGUGGAGUGGGUGAUAAUACUGACGAGCAGAACUGUGGGGACUGUACAUUUGAAACAGGACAAUGUGGCUGGAAUGACACCAGUAAAGGCGCAUUCGACUGGAAAAGAGAUCAGGGCGGCACACCAUCCAAAAACACUGGACCAAGUGUGGAUCACACGAUAGGCACUGCACUCGGUCACUAUAUGUAUGUAGAGGCUUCGCACGGUAAUUCGUGGGAUCUGGCGCGUUUUGAAAGCACUUGGUUGCAACAGUCUGCAUCAACUUGCGUGGUUAGCUUUUGGUACCACAUGUAUGGCAAUGGAAUCGGUACAUUGUAUGGUUAUAUUAAAGUUGGACAGAUUUACACGAGAUUGUUUGAAGAAUGGGGUAACAAAGGUAACAAGUGGAUCCAAGGAAAACUGUACGUUGGCCGUCACUCAGGACCGUUCAAGGUCAUUUUUGAGGCAGAGAGGAGCUACAGUGUUUUUGGUGAUAUAGCUAUAGAUGAUGUUAGCUUCGAGAAUUGUACCCUGCCUCCUGUUGUUAGCAAUUGUAAGAGAGGUCAACAUCGAUGUGCCAGAGGUUCCUGCAUUGAUCCAGGGCGUCUCUGUGAUUAUACUGACGACUGUGGUGAUAACUCAGAUGAAGUCAACUGUUACAGUUACAACUAUAGGUGUACCUUUGAGCAAUCUUUAUGCCGGUGGAAUCAACUGUCUGAUGAUGACUUUGACUGGACGAGAAACCAAGGGUCUACAGGUUCUUACGGAACGGGACCUAUGUUCGACCACACUCUUGGCAGCUCAGCCGGAUCUUACCUUUACUCGGAAGCUUCUUGGCCACGUAAAAAAGGCGACAAAGCUCGUUUGGCAAGUGGUUUUAUAAGCGCUUUGCCCCAAGGUGACACCUCUUGCAAGUUGAGGUUCUAUUUCCACAUGUUCGGACCCGCCAUUGGUUCCCUGAAUAUCUACACCCGGCCGUGUAACGGUUGUGCAGAGACUCUUGUGUACACGAGAUCAGGCAAUGUGGGCAACUUCUGGGAUCGCGCCGAGGUUUCCCUUCCGAGCACUGUCCCAUUCCAAGUUGUUAUUGAAAGUGUCCGCGGUACAGGCUAUCAAGGUGACAUUUCCAUUGAUGACCUGUCAAUGACCCAGUUCUGUCGCUCCUAUAAUGGACCAAUUCCAACAGCGCCUCCGCCAACCACAGCAGCCCCAACUGUCCCAGUAUGCCCAGGCUUUAGAUUCAAGUGUUCCAAUGGACCUUGUAUCGACUGGGGAUAUGUGUGUGACUAUAGGGAUGACUGCGGAGAUGGCUCAGAUGAAGUUAACUGUGGUCCUUGUGAUUUUGAAUCUGGCUUGUGUAAUUGGAAAGAUACCAGUCUGGGGGUGUACCAGUGGAGCAGAAACAAAGGUUCAACCGUGGCAACGGGCACAGGACCCAGCAUUGACCACACCUGCGGAAAUGCUUCGUGUUACUACGCCUAUGUCCACUCCGGUGCGGGGUCAUUCUUCGAUGAUGCUAUUCUUCAAAGUCCUAACAUGACCAAGACAGGAGCAGGUUGUAUAGUGAGGUUUUACUAUCACAUGUACCUCAAGAGCGGCAGUGCCUGGACUGGAUCGCUGUACUUAAAGCUUAGCUACAAGGGAUCCACCUCUAACAUCUUUGAAGUAUCCAGUAGCAAGGGUGACAAGUGGCAAAUGGCAGAAGUUGGAUUGGGUCAUUUGGAUAAAGAUUUCAGCCUCCAGUUUACAGCAUCCAAGUUUAUACAGGCGGCUGACAUGGCUGUUGAUGACAUCACAUUCCCAGGCUGUGCCUUGGCACCUAUUAGAGCUUGCAUUUCUGGGGAAUACCGCUGUACCAGAGGAUCAUGUGUCAAGCCUAAUCAGAUCUGUGAUUUCUCUGAUGAUUGUGGUGAUGAGAGCGAUGAACUACCCUCAACUUGCGCAACAUACAAGGAAAGAUGCAACUUUGAAAGAGACCUCUGUAGCUGGACCCAAGACACUGACGACAUCUUUGACUGGACGAGACAAAGUGGUGGAACGGCGUCAUGGCUGACAGGCCCUGGCAGAGAUCAUACCACAGGCACGACAAAGGGUUUCUAUGUGUACAUAGAGACAUCAUCCCCAAGGAAAGCUAAUGAGACAGCUCGAUUAAGCAGUGUGGUGUUCAGGCCCUCUGGGCCGAAUGACAGUUGUUACCUGCGCUUCUGGUACCACAUGUUUGGACAAGACGUGGAUUCCCUUAACAUCAAUUUUAGAACAUCGGUGACAGGACCGUUGAAGGGAAUCUGGAACUUGACAGGUGAACAAGGUGACAUCUGGAGGCGAGCCGAGAUCCUUUUAGUAAGUGCAGUGAAUUUCCAAGUGGUGAUUGAAGGAACAAGCGGUCCAGGUUAUCAAGGGGACAUCGCUCUGGAUGACAUCUCAUUCACGCCAAACUGUCGCCCAGAUACCACCGCGACAAUUUCACCAGACCCUCCCACUGGAACACCACCUACCGGCUGUGACGUUGGGCAAUUCAGAUGCUCGAAUGGACAAUGCAUAAGUAGCAGAAAAGUCUGUAAUUUCCGCGCAGACUGUCGUGAUAAGUCAGAUGAAGUCAGCUGCCCAACGAAAUGUGACUUCCAGAAAGACUUCUGUAAAUGGACGAACGCUCAGGCUGGAGAUCAUUAUGACUGGAUUCGUAACAAGGGUCCAACGCCCUCUAAACUCACGGGACCCUCGGCGGAUCACACUCUCAACACAUCAGCAGGCUACUAUAUCUACACCGAAGUCACCAACCGCACAGGCUUCCGUGCUGAUGCACAUUUGGUCAGUCCGUUCUUUAGACAGGCUGGUAAAACUUGUAAGUUCAAGUUCUGGUAUCAUAUGUUUGGUCCAAACAUCGGAUAUCUGCAGGUCUAUUAUCGUAGGAAUUCACGUGAUCAACGGCUGUUUAGUAUCUAUGGCAACCAGAACAAUCAAUGGAAGCAGGGUAGCGUGGAUGUUCCAAGAUGUGCAAAUGACUUCCAGAUGGUUUUUAUGGCCAAACACUACUCAGGCGGCAGUCUUGGUGAUAUAGCCCUGGAUGAUAUCAGUUUUGAGAACUGCGCUCAGCCCCUUCCACCCAGCAGCUGUAGAGGCAGCAAUGCAUUCCGGUGCGAUAGUGGACACUGCAUUGAUCAGUCAGUCAAGUGCGAUUUUGAACCGGACUGUUGCGAUAGCUCUGAGGAGAAAAAUUCGACCUGUGUGAACUACAACAGAUGUAACUUUGAAGGAGGCCUCUGUGACUACAUGCAGCUUGCAAACGAUACGUUUAACUGGAGGAGGCAGUCGGGUCGAACAGGCUCGUACGGAACUGGGCCAACUUAUGAUCAUACUACAAAGUCUCCUCUUGGCUAUUACAUGUACAUUGAAGCAUCCUCGCCGCGCAAGAAGGGUGACAAUGCCAUGAUCGGGAGCGCUGUAUUUAAGCCAACAUCAAGCGCAUGCUUAGUAAGGUUCUUCUACCAUAUGUAUGGCAGCCAUAUCGGAACACUUAACAUUUAUACAAGAACGAGUACCACUGGUGCAAUGAAUAGAGUCUGGACACUAAGUGGAGACCAAGGUGACCAGUGGAUUAGAGGAAAUGCUACCAUAAAUGUGAACCAAAACUUCCAGGUUAUAUUUGAAGCUGUGGUUGGCACAUCCUAUAGAGGAGACAUCGCCAUAGACGACAUAACAUUCACACCUCAGUGCGUUGUUGGUGGCUCAAUCCCAGGUUUACCAACACCGUCACCUACUCCAACCUCGGCGCCAGUCUUCAAAUGUGCCAAAGAUAAGUACUGUGGCUCUCCUUGUGAUUUCACAAAGGAUAUGUGCAACUGGAUUAACUCCAAUUUGGACAACUUUGAUUGGACGCGACAUCGAGGUUGUACUGCAAGUAUCAGUACUGGUCCAUGUACUGACGCCGACAAGAAUCCUUCUGGUUACUACUUAUACAUUGAAACAUCAACGGGUAUAGUUGGAUCGAAGGCUGUGCUUGUUAGUCCCCAGUACCAGCAGGCCUACAGUAACUGUAAACUGAAAUUCUCGUACCACAUGUAUGGAAGCACUGUCGGUAGCCUGGCUGUAUUCCUCAACGAUGGCACCUCCAGGACAAGAAUGAUGAUGCUCAUUGGCAACCAAGGGAACCAGUGGUUUCAAACGGUCGUAUCUAUCGGACGUCGUAAGACCCCAUUCACAAUUGAAUUCGAGGCAAUGCGUGGAGUUUCUUGGGAUGGGGACAUUGCUAUUGAUUCCAUUUCGUUGCUAAGCUGUGAUAAGCCAACUCAAUGUAAAGGUUCUCUUCCGUCAGAUACUCAGAGGUGCACAAACGGUGCUUGUGUUAAGAAGAAUCUCCUCUGUGACUUCUCCGACGAUUGCGGGGACAAUUCCGAUGAAACUUCGUGCAGUAACUACUUGGCACGCUGCGACUUCGAAAAGGAUACGUGUUCUUGGAUACAACAAUCUGAUGAUGAAUUCGACUGGAGUAGAAGGAAAGGACCAACUCCAUCUCUCUCUACUGGUCCCGCGCGAGAUCAUACUUUUGGAACUUUGGCAGGUUACUACAUGUACAUCGAGACAUCAGGAAAGAAAUUUGGAGACCGCGCCAAACUUGGCAGCCCCAAUUUGAAAGGGCAGUGUACUCUGCGCAUGUGGUAUCACAUGUAUGGUGUGCACGUCAACGAUCUUGUAGUCUACAUGCGCAAUACGUCUGAUGGACCACUCCAAAGAGUUGGUAAUUUGUCUGGCAAUGUAGGAGAUAACUGGAUAAGAACUGAGCUGAAAAUGAGUAACGGCAAUCAACCAUAUCAAAUUGUCGUUGAAGCUGUGAGAGGGAAUGGCUACAGGGGAGACAUAGCCAUUGAUGAUCUUAGCAUUGCCAUGAAGCCUAGCUGUCAGUUGUACGGCGGGUCACUGCCUGCUGUUGGUUCAACUGUGAGUCCAGUCACCACAGCAUAUCCUAACAACUGUCAGAGUAAUCAGUUCGCCUGCGUUAGUGAUGGCAAAUGUCUUCAGCUUGGUCAGGUCUGCGACUUUAACAAGGAUUGUGCUGAUGGCUCCGAUGAAAGAAAUUGCCCGACCAAAUGUACUUUUGAAAGCAACCAGUGUGGCUGGGUAAACACAGAUAAAGACAACUUUGACUGGAAGCGCAAGCAAGGCCGAACUCCAAGCUUUGGUACCGGUCCUUCCGUUGACCACACGACGGGAACAAAUCAAGGAUAUUACAUGUACAUCGAGACUUCGUAUGGUACCGUUCGUGACCGUGCAAGAAUGCUCAGUCCUGUUUUCAAGAAGGCUCACUCUAACUGUAAGAUGACAUUCUGGUACCACAUGUAUGGUUCGUCCAUUGGCUCUUUGAAUGUUUACCUCAAUAUCAGCAACAAAUUAACUCUUUGGUGGAGGAAGUAUGGUAACAAAGGCAACCAAUGGCUGCAGGGAACUGUGGGAAUUGGGAAGCAGAUGCAGGCUUUCCAAAUUCUCUUUGAAGCGACCCGAGGCAGAAGUUUCUCGGGAGACAUCGCUCUUGAUGACAUCCAGUUUGUUGACUGUGCACUUCCUCCGGUGACCAGCAGCUGUUCCGAAUUCGCCUGUACACGGAAAUCCUGUGUCAAGCAGGACUAUGUCUGUGAUUACAAUGACGACUGUGGUGACAAUUCAGACGAAAAAGCUUGUGGUACUUACACAACACGGUGCGACUUCAGUCAGGGACCUUGCGACUGGACCCAAAGUACUGAGGACGACUUUGAUUGGUUACGAAGACGAGGUGCCACAGCUUCUUGGAAUACUGGCCCACCUUCAGAUCACACCACACAGACUGGCUAUUACAUGUACAUCGAAACUUCUUGGCCUCGAAAGUAUGGCGACAAGGCCUGGAUGGUAAGCCGAAACUUCCAAGCACUCAUUCCCGGCUCAAAUCCCUGCAAGCUCCGGUUCUUCUACCAUAUGUAUGGGGACUCGGCUGAGAAGUUUUCCUUGUACAUCAGGACUACUCGAAAUGGAACCAAUAUGCAGAACGUGUGGAGCAAAGUUGGUUCACAAGGAGCUGUGUGGAACAGAGCUGUCGUGACCCUGGCUUCAGACAAGAACUUCCAAGUGAUAUUUGAGGGUAUGCGAGGCGAUAGCUACACUGGUGACAUUGGUUUGGAUGAUGUUUCCUUCACAACUGACUGCAAGCCAUAUGGUGGAGAUCUUCCCGAUGCCCCAUCGCCCACACCGACUCCUUCAGGAGGACCCACUCAGUCACAUCAGUGUAGCAGCGCAGAGUUCAAUUGCGCGAAACAGGGGCCUGCUGCUUGCAUCCGAAGCACGCAGGUCUGCGACUUCCAAAACGACUGUCAGGAUGGAUCAGACGAAGGCAACUGUGCAAAGACUCGCUGUACUUUUGACAGUGGGGACUUAUGUAAUUGGUAUGUGGAUAACCCUACACGGAAACGGCGUGAUGUGGCCUACACCUGGCUAGCUCAGCAGGGUGCUACAGGCACGGCCCUUACGGGACCCACAAUAGACCACACGACAGGUACUACAGCAGGAUGGUAUAUUUACGCAGAGAGCUCUGGAGGUUCUAAUGGUGAUAGGGCACUACUCUCCACAACCCGGAUCGGUCAAACUGGACCGCAAUGUGUUCUGUCGUUCUGGUACCACAUGUAUGGACGAUCGGUAGGAACUCUGUCAGUCAAGCUGUCCUUCUUAGAUGGAACACAACCUGUUAUCUGGACCAAGUCUGGUGACCAGGGCAACUCUUGGCUACAAAGCCGCUUGGUGAUCGGAUCAAGACAACUAUUGAAGGUCAUCUUUGAAGCAAAGCGGGGCUUCGGUUACCAGGGAGAUAUCGCUUUGGAUGAUAUAGAAUUCAUGAAAUGCCAGCCGCUGGACACCACAAAGAAGUGUACCGUGGAUGAAUUCCAGUGUGCACAAGGAGGCUGCAUCCCGAAGACAUCACUAUGUGACUUCAGUGCUGACUGUAUGGCUGGGGAUGUAUCAGAUGAGGCCACCUGUUCUGCUUACAAGUCUGGACAAUGUGAUUUUGAACAUGGUCUAUGUCUGUACUCACAGAGUUCUGAUGACAAAUUUGACUGGACUACAUCCACUGAUGGUACAUUCUCCUAUGGUACCGGCCCUUCAUCUGACCAUACAACUCAGACAAACAAAGGUCGGUACAUGUACAUCGAGACUUCAUGGCCUCGCAGACCCGGAGACAAUGCCCGUUUGAACUCACCCAUCUUAAGGAGCACUUCAUCCAACUGUUACCUCCGAUUCUACUACCAUAUGAAGGGUAGUCAUAUUGGCAGCCUUCUCGUAAGAACACGCACAAGCUACUACGUAGGAGGUCUUUCCAAUCCUAUAUUGAACAUUACAGGACCACAGGGUGACUUCUGGUACCGCGGAUUGGUUCAAGCACCUUACAGUCAGAAUGAUUACCAGUUCGUCAUAGAAGGAGUGAGAGGCAAUGGAUACCAGGGUGAUAUUGCGAUUGAUGACGUUUCCCUCACGCCUGGUUGUCAGAUAUGCAAGGAUUGCACCAUGCCAGGUCAGCCAACACCGACUCCAUUUGGUUUCCACUCGCGGCCCACUGGGACCUCUUGCGGUGCCCAGCAGUAUGUCUGUAAGAACCUCAAAUGUGUGGACAAGGCUCAGAUAUGUAACUUCAAAAAUGACUGUGGAGACAACUCCGAUGAAAUCCCCUGCGGCUCGGAUUGCACAUUUGAGGAUGAUUGCUGGAGGGGCUGGAGACAAUCUACCGGUACUGACAACUUUAACUGGAGGCGGAAGAAUGGACAGACACCGAGUGUUGGAACGGGCCCUACCAAUGACCACACUCUGGGAACGGCCCAGGGCUACUACAUGUAUAUUGAAACAUCACGCGCGAAUCUCGGUGACAAAGCAGAGUUGACAUCGUUCAGGUAUUUUGCUUCAAGUCCCAACUGUAAGAUGACAAUAUGGUAUCACAUGUAUGGAUCAGGCAUUGGAGUGUUUGAGGUCAAGGUCAAGAAAUCCGAUGGAACGUAUGAUUACAAGUAUACAUUGAGAGGAAAUCAGGGAAAUGCUUGGAAAAAAGCGGACAUAGAUAUUGGUGCAUACAGGAACUUUGUGAUCAUUAUUCAAGCCACCCGUGGAUCAAGCUGGCAAGGUGAUAUUGCCAUCGACGACAUCUCUUUCAGCAAUUGCUUCUCUGAUGUCACAAGGAACUGCACUCAGAAUGAAGUGAAAUGCAAAGACAGUGGUCAUUGUGUAACAGAACAAAGAGUUUGCGAUCAUGUCAAAAAUUGUAAGGAUGGUACUGAUGAAAGUCAGUGUUCCAGUCGAAAAGCCAGUUGCGACUUUGAAAUCAACUUGUGUAACUGGUUCAACUACUGGAGUGACGACUUUAAUUGGCAUCGUCAAAGUCAGAUCGGAACGACUGGAACAGGUCCAAAAGGAGACCACACCACUGGGAGUGGUUGGUUCAUGCACAUAGACUCGUCAAGUCCAAGGCAGCUUUUAGACAGAGCGAAACUUGCACAUGGUAAUUUGUUCCCGGCCGGCCGCGGAGUUUGUACUCUACGAUUUUACUACAACAUGUAUGGAUCACAGAACAUGGGAUAUCUGAAGGUCCACUUGCUUACUAAUUGGUUAUCGAACUGGAGGGAAGUCUGGAAAACGAGAGGUGAUCCUACCAAUCAAAACUGGGUGCGUGCAGAGGUCAAGCUAGACUCCUACUCGUCGUUUAGGGUUGGUUUUGAAGGUAUCGUUGGCGGAGAUGACAAGACUGAUAUUGCAUUGGAUGAUAUAAGCUUUUCUGCCGGCUGCUACAAGGGAGGCAUUCCGCCUGCACCAACAGGUGCUGCACAAUGCACCAGUAACCAGUUUUACUGCAGUGCAGACGACCUGUGCAUCAAUAUUAACUGGAAGUGUGACGGAGAGCAGGACUGUACUGAUGGCGAAGAUGAACUCAAGUGUCCACCACCUUCACCGCAACCAACCCCUCCACCUGGAUCAUCUCAUCCCGCAGACUGCAACUUCGAUAAAGACUACUGUUUGUGGGAGUCUGCAAAGUUUGCUGAUAUGAGAUGGCUGCGAAACCAAGGCCAGACACCUAGCUGGAACACUGGCCCCAGUGCUGAUAAAAGUGGCGCAGGUUACUACGUUUACGCUGAAGCCACAGGCUACUAUUUGGGCCACUUUGGAGAGCUUUUGGGUCCAAAUUUGUUACCAUCUGCAACGUGCCAAGUUUUCUUCUGUUACAAUAUGAAUGGAAAAGACAUGGGAACCCUAAAUGUUUACCAGCGCUUUACUAAUGAUGCCAAACCUGACAUGACCCAAAAGAAAAUCUGGUCGAAGAGUGGUGACCAGGGCAACAAAUGGCGCUGCGAUUAUGCCAAUAUUCCGAGUAAAGUGCAAUUUUCAGUUGUCUUUGAAGCUAUACGGGGCGACGGCUAUCAAUCAGACAUCGCCGUGGAUAAUAUCCAGUUCGUCAAGUGCGGAAAUCUUGGGCCGACUCCAGCUCCAACACCAAAACCCAAACCGUCCAUCAUGGAUGACGAUUUUGAGAAAUGCGUCAGCUGUUGGGUUAAUGAGAAUGAUGGCCACGACCAGAUGGAUUGGAUUGUUGGACGUGGGGAAACUGCUAGCCAGAAUACAGGUCCUUCCUACGACCACACCAAAAAAAGCAUUUUAGGGCGCUAUCUUUACAUUGAUGCCUCCAGUGUCUCGUCAUCGGGCUGGUACCAUGCCGAUUUGGAAAGCAGGCUGCUUGUUGUUGACCGAAGGUGUUACAUGUCUUUCUGGUAUCAUAUGUAUGGCUCUGGGGUGGGCUCGCUGUGGAUUGUCGCCUAUGCGUUUUCCGAUCCUAAAAAUUUGAUUGAUCACAAACAGGUCAACUUGUGGUAUGAUUGGGGUAACCGUGGUAACAAGUGGCAACAUGGCAUGGUGAGUAUCUACAAUCCGGAGACGGCCAAUAAGACAGUUAGAAUUGUGAUCAGUGGGGUCAGAGGAUGGGACUACAAUGGAGACAUAGCAAUAGAUGACAUAGAGUUCCACAACUGCAAGUUUAAUGAUGAGACAACACCAUGCACAGAAACCUUUCCAAAGUGUAAUGAUAACCCGUUCACCCGACCAACGCUUGGUCCGCUAUCCGGUGACUGUAAUUUUGAGCACGGUACUUGCCACUGGAACAACACAGCCGUCAACGAUAUGCCGUGGUAUCUUAGAGAGGGCAAAACUUCCAGUAAGAACACCGGUCCAGCGGUUGAUCACACCACAGGAACAUCAAGCGGUUAUUACAUGCAUAUUGAGGCCAGUUGGUAUGUCAAGGGCGCUGUUGCCAUCUUGGAGGGUCCUUACAUGAUGCCUACCUCAAACUGCAAGAUGACGUUUUACUACCACAUGUCCGGCCCUGACACAGGCUCACUUACAAUCUUCGUGAACAGUGGAGAUGAAAUGAAGGUAAUAUUGAACAUGACUGGCCACCAGGCUGACAAUUGGAUCAAAGCUGAAGCAACGGUGAAGAGUGAUUACGCCUUCCGAAUUCACAUCACUGCCACACGAGGAGAUGGUUACCAAGGAGACAUUGCCAUAGACGACAUUAAAUUUCAGGGUCAAUGUUCCUUCACAGACGACCAGGCCUUGAGAUACGGUGACAAAGCCCUGAAAACGGGUUGUUCUGACGGUGGACGAGAAGGUUUCUUUCAGCAUCCGACUGUGGCCGGCUGCAAAGGUUAUUGGUGGGGACGUAGAAACCUCCGAGCCAAGCCUUCCUAUGUUGGUGCCACGUGCGGAGAUGACAUCGGGCGUUGGGGUCGUUGGUGUGGCCAACCUGCUGACCUGUGCGAAAAUGGUUGGCAUGUCUGUGGAACUUUUGGAGACGUUUUCGAAAUUGUCAACCGAACGAACGGUGUGGAUUGCCAGAGAGCUGGUUAUGGUCAUUUCAGCGCCGGUAUUAACCACUGUAAGACCAACAGUGGAGGAGGCGACGGCUGCAAGCGAGUAAAAACUGGAUUAGAUUAUGGUUGUGGUCAAUACCACGACUCGUGCUCAGAACCGCUUUGCUGCGGCUUUGGUUGCAAAGGUCCAGACUCCUGUGACUCAGGUGUUUUCAAACGCCAGACGAUGUACACGCCCGCUGCUGGCAAUCUAGAGGGUUGUUCGUUCAUGUCAGUAAGUAAUGCAGGCGGCAUCAUGUGCUGCAAAGACGACAGUACCACUCCUACCUACCCCCCGACGAAUGCACCAACUAAAGGUUCAUGUGACUUCGAAAGAGGCAUGUGUGAUUGGAUUGUUGAUUCAACUGCCCCUGCAAGUUUUACACGAAACCAGGGAGAGACACGAAACAGAAACACCGGUCCACGCUAUGAUCACACUAAACAGGAUGCGACUGGGUACUAUCUUUACAUGGAUUCAUCUCAAGCGCAGCCCAAAGACACAGCCAGGGUCUCUUACACCUUCACAAGUGUAUCAGAGUCUUACUGCCGGAUGAGUUUCUUCUACCACAUGUACGGCACUGGCAUGGGUGUGUUGCGUGUGUUUGUUGAACCCAAAGAUGGACAACGUACCGAGGUUUGGAAAAAGGCUGGAAACCAGGGUGACGGCUGGUAUAGAGGUGUGCACAACUUCACGGAACUGAUUAAGAACAAGACAGCUUUCACCGUCAGUUUUGAGGCAGAGCGUGGUCCAACCACGGCUAGUGACAUAGCGAUUGAUGACAUCACCUUUUCAUCCUGCACACAUACGCCACCAGGUCAGUGUAAGCGUGACGAAUUCCGAUGUAAGAGUGGAGAAUGUAUCAAGUCGGCCUUCGUUUGUGACCAAUACCCAGAUUGUAAAGACCACUCAGACGAGGGAGCAGAAGCUAACUGUGCCAACCGUAAUUGUGGUCAUUUCCAGAUUUAUUGCCCAGCUGAUGGAAAAUGCCUAAACAAGACUCUGCAAUGUAACGGCAAGUCUGAUUGUACGGAUGGAAGUGAUGAAUCACAUUGUGCAUGUACCGAAAGCUAUUGUAUCAAUGGACAGUGUCAACUAGACAACUUUGGGCGUCCGGAUUGUGUAUGCGAUGCCAAUUACAACGGUGCAAGAUGUCAGAACUGUACCAGUUGUGAGUGUCCUAAAGAUCAAAUCCAGUGCAAAAUUGGCAAGUGGUUCUGCACGACCAAGGAAAAAAUAUGUUCUAAAAGCGUUCAGUGUGGCCUUAGUCCCGUUGAGUUUGUCAAGCUUUGCCAAGCUUGCACACCACAUUACUGUGUAAAUGGAAAUUGCAAGAUGGUAGAUGGAAAUCCGACUUGCGAGUGCACCACUUCUGACUAUGUCGGCCAACGAUGUGACACUUGCAAUCAAAAAAAUGGCUUGGUGAAUUGUGGAACAAAUGGCAAAUGUGUGAAGAUAGAUCAGAUCUGUGACCAGAGCAUAUCGUGUCCGAAAAAUAAAUCAGAGAUCCGCAACUUAUGUGGAAGCUGUGAAGACCAGAAGUCUUUCUGCCCUGAAGGAGCAGAAUGUAAGGCGGACGAUAAAGGGUUUAUGGCCUGUGUAUGUCCAUUUGAUAGGAACGGACGAAAAUGUGAGAAUCAGAUUCCAAACAACUGUACAAAUCAGAUACCUUCACUUCAGCCUUGCCUUGGAAAAUGCGUUGAGAAAGCAGUCAUUUGUUCUCGCAACCAGACUUGUAACUACCCUGAAGAUCAGAUCAAAUUCAACUGUAAAGCACCGCCCAAGACUGGAACAAGGACAGAUAAACAAAAGGGCAAUAAAUCGUCAAUUUACAUUGGCGUCGGUGUCGCUGCUGGAAUUGUGUUAAUCCUUAUCGUCCUCGUUGUGGCCUACUAUAUAAUGAAGAGUAAAAAGAAGAGACUUACCUUGUUCUCGGUGUUUUAUGACCCCUCUAAUAAGGAAGGCUCACAAAUAAGGAAAGGCAAAAAGGAGAAAGGAGAAAUCGAAAUGGCUGAGGGUGUUGGAAACCCUGUGUAUGAUUCUUUCAAUGAAGGACAACCCCUGGAAGACUUUCACAUGAGUGACGUGGAUACAAACAUGUUUGCCUCAGAUGACGCGUUUGGGAUUGCGUCGGAUAAGGAAGGAGCAACGUCCAUGGCAAACCCAUUGUAUCAAGAUCCUUACCUUGAAGAAGACCUAAACAAAUAUUGAACAAAGAACGCAAACGUCAAAAAUGCUGAAAACGAGACUAGAAGAACAUUGCUGUCUUAGUUAGAAACCUUUUGCAAAAAGUCUUGGAACAUUUAGUCAGUACAUACAUAUAAGAUCUAUUGAUUACUAUUUCUUAAAUCACUGCUUCCUAGAAAAUAUUUUUAUCACUGUGAUGAGUUCAAAUAUUGGCAGAUAGCUUGAUAUUAUUUUUUUUACUUAUUCUUCAGCGAGGGAAAAUGUAGACGCAUUUCUGACCAGAUACAUUCUUUUUUUUUACCGCUUACUAAGCCGCAAUAAAAGAGCUAUAUUUUAAGCUUUUCCUUGCUAGGUUUUGAUAUCAUGAGUUUUUUUUUAAUGCUGCUUUUGAGAACCAUGCUGCUUGUGUGAUAAUCCGAAUAAUUCAUUUGAUAAUGUCUGCUUGGAUCAAGAUAAUUUGUAGCGUAGCAGAAAAAAAAUUUUCAACAGUACACUUUCUUAAUAAACUUUCUAGAUUUUCUAA